This is a messenger RNA of Lepus europaeus (European hare), 3158 nucleotides long. It is a transcript of the gene ZNF200, whose product is annotated as zinc finger protein 200. The transcript is spliced from 4 exons. NCBI's taxonomy places the organism in Eukaryota, Metazoa, Chordata, Mammalia, Lagomorpha, Leporidae. The record is from RefSeq and is a predicted model, not a curated record. Bases 663 to 1880 code for a protein of 405 amino acids.
UGCGCGCCCCAGGUAGUGCCGUCGCCUAGGCUCUGUGGUAAAGGUGCCCCUUGGCCGGGAGGAGAGACCUCAGGGCGCGCCUGGCGGCCCAGAGGGAAGUGCUCUCAGCGGGGCUCAGGUCAGCCGCGCACGUGUGGACAACUCUCGCAGCCUGUGUUGGCUCGCUGGGAGGGUCGUCAACGCCCCCACCGCCCCGAAGCGCUCCUGAGAAAGCUGCGCGUGAUAAUGGCCAGACCCCACGACCCGACUGCGUCUAAGCAGCCUGCUGGCGGCAUUACAGCCCCUAAUUCUCGUCUUCUAACCCGUUGCUCUUUCUAAAAGCGUGAGUGAAGCCGCUCUUCCCACUGGUUUGGCACUUAGUGUUUCCCAGGAAGGUGGCCCGUCGCCCCCUUCCGGUUGGCUCUGGAGCCUUGGUUUCGUUCUGAGCAUCUUCCUUUCGGGCGGUUCUGGGAGUGUCCUGCUGAGGACCUUCCAUCUCAGUUGACUUCCCUGCUCCAGCCAUCUCCGGAUUUAGGUCUUCCGUGGCCUCACUACCCAAGCCACACGUUGGAGUGCAGUGGUGCUGUGCUGGUCUCGUGGGUAAUGCGUGGUUUCUCUGUCUGCAGCCUGGCUCUCUGACAGAUUCCCUUCAGUAAGAGUGUGCUCUGUGGUUGCAAGGCGUGAUGGCUGCCAAAGUGGCUCCUAUGCCCCCAAAGUCAAACCAGUCCUUUAUACUGAGAGUUCCUCCAGACUCCAAGCUGGGCCAGGACCUACUUCGAGAUACCACUAAUGGGCCCAAGACCAUCCACCAGCUGGUGCUGGAGCACUUCCUCACCUUCUUGCCCAAGCCAGGCGCGGCGCAGCCCGGUCAGAAAGCCAAGGAGACCUUGGUUAUAAUGAAGGAUCUGAGCGCAAGCCUUCAGAACAGAGUGCAUCUUCACCCCUUAGUGAAGCUUCUGCCCAGAGGAGUCCCACAGAAACAGGAGACAGUGUCUCUGUGUUUGAAAGCUGACCCGAAGGAGCUGGUGGUCUUUGAAGAUUUAAAUAUAUUUCACUCCCAAGAAGAAUGUGUGAGCCUGGAUCCUACUCAGGAGUCUACCUCGGAGAAGGAAGAGAGCAGUGAUGUUGGAGAGAUGGUGUUACUAGUCAGUGAUGGUAACCCUGAGGGUGAAGAUCUUCAGAAGGAACAUGUAGGGAAUGAAGAUUGUAGAGAAAAGUCUUCAGACUCUGAUGGAAUGGAUUGUUCUUUGGUCUCUAAACAACCUCCAGAUUGCUGUGAAGAAAAAAGACUAAAUACAUCCAUUCCACAGAAAAGGAAAAUGAGAAAUCUUUUAGUUACCAUUGAAAAUGAUACUCCACUAGAGGAACUCUCAAAAUAUGUGGAUGUCAGUGUUAUUGCUCUUACUCGAAGCCGGAGGACAAGGAGGUGGUACACCUGUCCACUGUGUGGGAAACAGUUCAAUGAAAGCUCCUACCUUAUUUCUCAUCGGAGGACUCACACUGGAGAAAAACCCUAUGACUGUAGCCACUGUGGGAAAAGCUUCAACCAUAAAACAAACCUCAAUAAACAUGAGCGAAUCCACACAGGAGAGAAACCUUAUUCCUGUUCUCAGUGUGGGAAAAACUUUCGCCAAAAUUCUCAUCGGAGUCGCCAUGAGGGAAUCCAUGUGAGGGAAAAGAUAUUUAAGUGUCCAGAAUGUGGGAAAACCUUCCCAAAGAAUGAAGAGUUGUUGCUUCAUCUACAGAGUCAUGAGGCUGAGAAGCCAUAUGGCUGCAAGAAAUGUGGGAGAAGAUUUGGUCGGCUGUCAAACUGUACCCGACAUGAGAGAACCCACUCCACAUGUAAGGCGAGGAAGCAGAAGGGAGAGCGGGAAAGAGCUGAUGGUUCUGCCUCAGCUUGAAAAGUUGCACAAGCAUUUCUGAAUUCCCAGGCCACUUGAAAAGAUAACAGAUACCUGAAAACCUCAUUGCAGCCAAAAUUGGAUAAAUCCCCAUCUUGGCUAAACCUCAGAUUGUUAGAAAAUUCACAGGGAAGGACAUGUCCUCAAGGGCUAUACCUCAGUUAGCAUCUAGGCUUUUUGGACUAAGUUUUGUUUUAUGAAGUUGUACACAUGUAUAGGUCACAGAGCCCCCUCCCAGGAAAGACUUUAAAUAUGUUUUUGGAAGCUGCUAGCCUGCAUGGUGAACAGAGUGACUCGUGUCUGUUGAAGGUGUUUCCAUUCUUUUCCCCAUGUGGUCAUUCAUACUUGAGAAAAGAGAAUGCAGAGGUCCUUAUCUGAACUGUGUUCCCAGAAAACCAAACUACUGAUUUGUUAAGCUAGCAGCUUCUCAUAACAAUGCAUUUAACCUCAGAAUGCCCUGUUCAGGCUGGAGUAUCGAAAGGAAUUGUUUACUUAGAAUAUAGGGAAACUACAGCAGUUGAAUGUCAGAAGACUUAAUCUCACUUGUAUGUGAUCUAAAUAACAUUUGCAAUUUGUGUUGAAACUUGAUGAUUUUACAGAAAUCCUUUUCACAACAUAAUUUAAAGUGUCUACUGUUUGUUCUUACUCUAGUUUGGUAUUCUCUCACACAGCUAUCUCAUGCCCUCCCUUGCCAGAAGAGGUUGGGUUUGUUAGGUCUGGUAUCCAGCCCCACUACUGAAAAAGCCUUUUCCAAUCUUGUUCUGCUGAGCCAAUAUCUGGUCUGCUAAGAAGGAAACCCCAGGAGCCUGAAGAGGGGCCAACCUGGAGGCAGGAAAUAGCUUGGAUCCAUGGCUGGUCAAUAACCUGACCAUGCUUAAUUUAUUUCCCUCUCCACAGUCAACAGACCCUUGACAAUGGGUAGUCGCUACCUCACAAAGCAAAGUUUUUAAGACUUAAGUCUCUAGUGGUUAGCUCACAUUCCCCCUCAGGGUUCAGAAUUCUGAAUGUCUCCAUUUAAUGGAGAGUCCCUGUCUUUAGCCCUGCGACAUCCAGACUUUCCUGUUCUCUGUGUAGAAGCAAGGUCACAAGUCCUUGGGCUCCUGUGCCUGCGUUGAGGGCCCAGGGGAGUCUACUGGCUCCUGGCUUUGGAUCGGCACAGCUCUGGCCAUUGCGGCCGACUGGGGAGUGAGCCAGUAGAUGGAGGACCUUCCUUCCCCCUCCCUCCCCCAUGUAGCUCUGACUUUCAAAUAAAUAAAUAAAUCCUUAAAAAAAAAAAAA